Vigna angularis (adzuki bean) is the source of this 1628-nucleotide messenger RNA. RefSeq names its product F-box/WD-40 repeat-containing protein At3g52030. Bases 171 to 1484 code for a protein of 437 amino acids. The record is from RefSeq and is a predicted model, not a curated record. Lineage: Eukaryota; Viridiplantae; Streptophyta; Magnoliopsida; Fabales; Fabaceae. Gene Ontology annotation, molecular function: protein binding. The transcript is spliced from 9 exons.
UACACAUCACUUCAUGGAGUGGUGUGGUUACGUCUAUCACUCACCACCCAUUUUCUUAAGGUCACCCCCGUUAUCUCGGUUUUCCCUUCCGAUUCUUCCUUCACCAUUUGCUCCGUUAAAUCACUGUCUUAGUGUUCUGUCACUGUGAUUUUGAUUCCCUCCUUUAAACAAUGAACAAACAUCAACAGAGUUUCACGGCGGCGAAGAACGGUCCUUCGCCGGCGACCGCCGACCAAAUAUAUGAACGGCGGAAAACUCCGACGAACAUACUGUCUCUAGACCCCGACAUCGUGUGCACCAUUUUCGCUUUCCUCGACAUGUUCGACCUCGUUCGUUGCUCCCUCGUUUGCAAACUCUGGAACGCCAUCGUCGAGUCCCGCUCGCUGCGAGAGUUUUGUGAGAGGAACAUAAAGAAUUCGUCGUCUGAAUUUACCGAAAAGCCCUUGAGGGUCAUUUUAGGAGAGAUGGUUAUGGAGCAGCAUAGAUUGGCUCUUCUAGAUGGUGGCUUUUACGUUGAUCAGUGGAAGGGUCAUUCAACAACGGUUGCUCAGUGCCGAAUGAAAAUGGGCGUGCUAGGUACUGGCGUGGGUGAUAAGGUUAUUCGUCUCUGGUCUUUAGACAGCUACAAAUGCAUAGAAGAACACUCAAUGCCAGCUAUAUUCCCUUUAAUUGACUUUGAUUUUGAUGAGAGCAAGAUUGUUGGUCUAAUUGGUAGCCAUUUAUGCAUAUGGAGGCGGAAUGGGAAAAGAAGCAUAUUUCCUUCACUUGGAGGCAAAUUUGUAAAAGGUUCAUGCAUGCGCUAUGUUGAUCCAGAAGCUGUGGUUGGGUGUGAUGAUGGAGCCGUUCGUGUUUUUGACAUGUACAGUAGGAGAUGUUCUCAAAUAUUAAGAAUGCACCCUGUACCAAUAACAUGCUUAUGUUUGAACGAAGAUCGAUUGAUAGUAAGUGGCUCCACUUCAGGGGAUAUAAGAAUAUCAGAUCCAUCCUCUGUUCAACAGGUAGCAACACUUAGAUCAAGUGAUGUCAGAGGCAUAAGGACCAUGUGCUUCAAUCCCUCCUCUCAGCUACUAUUCGCAGGAUCAGCUGUUGGAUGUGCAUAUUGUUGGGACCUUAGAACAAGGAAACUGUUGUGGAGCAGCCGAGUGUGUCCUAAUGUUAUAUACUCCCUACAGCACAUGCAAAAUGACACAUCAACAUUAGUCGUUGGUGGAAUAGAUGGUAUCUUAAGAUUGCUAAAUCAGAACGAUGGCAAAACUGUUGCUUGUUUUUCUAUGGAUGAUAAAUUGUUAUCAACCUUUCAAAGUCCUUCUGGUUCCGUUCAAAGAAUAAAAGGGCAGAGGUUGCCCGAGGAUGACUUAAUAAAUAUUGAGCACCUCGUUUGUAUAACUGAUCGACCUUCUAUUACCUGCCUCGCUGUUGGAAUGAAGAAGAUUGUUACCACACACAAUACCAGUGACAUCAGAUUAUGGAAAUUCAGAAGCUGACAUUUCUUUGUAAAAUUAAGUAUUUAAUUUUCCGAAUAGUGUUUGUAAAUAAUUAUCUUUUUGAAGAGCUGUAGUGUGACGAAGAAAAGUUUAUCGUUCUAAAUAAUUAUCACUAUUAUAUAAUCCAUGAAUUUUAUCAAGCUA